UCAUCGCCCUCUCUCCCCGGAAGCCCAAGGCCGAAUUACGACCUCGCCGACGUUUCUCUCUCAUCCGUUUUCUUUUUCGCCAAGCAAUCCAUCUUCACAUAAAUCUCAUCAAUUCCAACUCAUCUUCUUCCUAACGUCCUUCUCUUCUGUUCUUUCCAAAAUUCUGUUUUGGCCCUUUAUUUCCUCUGCGGUCACGACGACUUGGUUAAGGAUCCAUCGAUCCAUUGAUCAUGUUCAUCAUAAUCCAUCCAAAUUUGGUGAUUUCUGCUUGAGGUUAUACAAUUCUUUUGUUGUGUAGUACUCGUUAGAGCUGUAAUUAGUUUAUGAUAGGAUUAGAAAUUUGUCGACCUCAAGCAAUGGAAUGGAAAUGGCCGCAUUAUGCAGAAGUAAAGCUGGUUUUAAUAAAUGGACUUUCGAUUUCUUCGACACCUCGUUUUGAGUAUUCCUCAUUACUCUUGAUAGGUGACUUUUAGGUUGACUUGUGUAAAUACAAUUAGGUUUGUAGAUAAAUGGCGUCGAAGUGGGUAAAAGUGUCGGACAGUGGUAGUAGGGUCAUUGUUGAUUCAAAGAGGAAACGGGUAUCUCAGCGCCAGGCUCAGAUAGUUAGAGCUAGCAACAGGGCUUUGGCUGUGAGGCCCGACCUUGCUUCAGUAUUGAAGAAGACUGGAAAGAGAAAGAGAGAUGAUGGCUGCAUGUCCAAGUGCUGCUCUUCCUUUAGGAAAACUAUACUUAAGAACUACUCAAAUUUUAUGAAAAGUGGACUGCCUCAUCGCUUGCUUUUCUCUCAAGAUGGUCAAUGGACUGAUUUUUCCCAAGAUGUCAUCGACUUGGUUAAGGAGGACUUCUUGGCAAAGAAGGGAGCGACUGAAGUGAAGUUUAAUGGGCGUCAUCUAAUGUUAGAUAUCUUACAUAUGAUCGAAGUAGAUUUGAAAACUGGUGUACAGAAACCUAUAGCAUGGAUUGAUGACACAGGUAGCUGCUUUUUUCCUGAAUCAUAUUCUAGCUGUCAUGAAAGUCAUCAAUGCAAUAAGUCUGAAGCAAUGAAAGAUUUAGAACUUGUUGAACAAGAGUCCUCUAUGACUCCUGAAAUUAAUUUGCAUAUUGAGAUUGAUCUAAAUGGACCAAGUAGCAGUAAUUUCGAGGAAUGCAUUGAAGAGUCAAAUGUUAAGAGGAUCAAACGUGACCAGGAAGGUUAUACAGAUCUUCAAGACCGCAAUUUAUAUAAUAAUCGCAACCAACUAGGUGCAAAAACUGACCAACUUGUUGAGAAAACUCAACAGAGUGAUGAAGAUGCAUCCCCUAUUUGUGAAAGUAUUUGCAGAACCCUAGACCCAGAAACUGUUGGAAGUAUGUUUAGCAGGGCACUAAGUCCGGCCCUGAAGGUUGAAAUAAUUGAUGUCAAGAAAUGCUCUGGUGGUAUUAUGGAAGCGAGGCUAGAGCUUUUCCAAAAGCAGAUUGAAAUUACACAAAAGCUUCGUGCAAAGGCAAAUGUGCAAUAUGCUUGGUUUGCAUCUCCUACAGAUGCACUAUCUAGCACUGUGGUUUAUGGGCUUGGACAUGAUGGGACAAAACUUGGAAGGUAUGGGUAUGGAGUCCACCUUACUACCGUUGACUCUGCCCAAAACAGUGCAACUAUUUGUGAUGUUGACGAAAAAGGAGUAAGAUAUAUGGUGUUAUGCCGUGUGAUAGUGGGAAAUAUGGAACUUGUUUUCCCCGGAUCUAAACAAUUUUGUCCAAGUGAUGAGUGCUUUGACACUGGAGUUGAUAAUCUGCAAAAUCCAAAUCAUUAUGUCAUCUGGAACAUGAAUAUGAAUACCCAUAUCUAUCCCGAAUAUACAGUCAGUUUCAAGAUGUCUCCAAGUGCUGAAGGGAAUCUGAUUGUAGAGGGAAGUAGAGUUGACUUAUCGAGGGUAACAACUCAAGAUCCCCAGGGACCCAUGCAGAUAGAUUCCUCUCCUAGUAAACUGAUAUCUUCAGCCGGCUACAAGUUGUACAAAAUAGCAGAUAGCCUAAAACUCUUGACGUUUGUAACUUAGGAGGGGCGAGCCUUAAGGUUGCUCUUUUGUGACUGGAAGGUCAUGGGUUCAAGUCACAUAACAGCCCCUUUGCUAAGUCAAGGGAAAGGCUGCAUGCAAAGGUUUCUUUCUGAAUCUUUGCUAAGGUAAGGGAGCUCUAGUGAAUCAAGGUCACCCUUUUUCUAACUGAGGACCUGAGUUCAAAGCUUGAUUGUGGUUUUGGCAUGCUGGCAGAUCGAGGCUGAUUAACUUGUGUGAUAUGAAACUCUUAUUACUUUCAUGAAAGCUAACAAGGAGGGGAUUUCCCCCCUUACAAUAUGCUAAUUGGCUUGUUCCUCUGUAUGGUGUUUAAUAUGAAGGGUUAUGAUACACACAUUGCCAAUAAUCGAGCAUUUGGAUGUCCAAAAGCUUGUAUGGAGGAACACAAUCUUGGUUGGAUGGAAGUUGACUUCCAUGAAUUUUUUUCUUUCCAGCUUGGAGCAGUGCGUGCUGCUAUCUAUUCCCUUCUUUCUGUGGAAAUUGGAACACUUGACACACAAUUUUCAGUAGAAUAUUCGUUUGUUUGCUAGACCUCCAAAAUCUCUUAAAUGAACACAUAUUAAGGAAUCUUGAGGUCCCAAUUGAUAAUAAAGUUAAAGAAGUUUUUACGUGUAAACAUUCCAAUAAAGAAAAUGUUGCAAUUUUCAUGGGAGGAG
This is a messenger RNA of Cynara cardunculus var. scolymus (artichoke), 2710 nucleotides long. RefSeq names its product inactive poly [ADP-ribose] polymerase RCD1-like. Lineage: Eukaryota; Viridiplantae; Streptophyta; Magnoliopsida; Asterales; Asteraceae. Bases 510 to 2036 code for a protein of 508 amino acids. The transcript is spliced from 6 exons. Gene Ontology annotation, molecular function: NAD+ poly-ADP-ribosyltransferase activity. The record is from RefSeq and is a predicted model, not a curated record.